GGAAAAACAGCUUCUCCGAGCCGCAAAUAAGAAGACGGAUUCUCAGACCAGGCUUGCUAAUGCCCCGCAGCCAUCAUGUAACUGAGCUCGCAGAGCAGUUACGAUUUGUUACCCGACCCUCCGGGAUCGCCUCAUUUGUCCCUAGUGAGAUCCUGAGGCUCUGGUCGUGCCGGGCUUCUCAGUAGCUGGAUGUAUGUCGUGCACCGGGCAGCACGGGCGCAGGGCACGCGUUCCCGCACACCCGCGCACACCCGAAAACGCACAAGACUAAUUUUCUGGAGUUUCUGCCCCUGCUCUGCGUCAGCCCUCACGUCACUUCACCAGCAGUAGCAGAGGCGGCGGCGGCGGCUCCCGGAAUUGGGUUGGAGCAAGAGCCUCACUCGCUCCUUCGCUCGCGCUCUCUGCGCUCGGUGCCCAGCGGCAGGAGGAGCCUGGACCCAGGCGCCGCCGGCGGGCGGUAGGCGCCGGAGGCCGGCUCCGAGGUGCGUCCGGAAUCCCAGUGCGCCCCCAGAGAGUCCCGGGAGCGCCCGCCGUGGCCGGUGCCCGGAACGCUGGGCCAUGCUGCGGUGCCCGCGGCGGAGCUGCGAGUGCUGGUAGCGCCCCCUGUGAAGCAGCCGGAGAUGCCCCAGGCACUGUGAACAGUGCUGCCCUUCAGGACAUACUCAGCUUUGGACGCACUCGACUCUGCGACUCUGCGGCCAGUGACCAACAUCCAGCAGAGAGAGUGGCGAGCGCGGCAAAGACCACUCAGCACUGGCAGGGGAGACUGACCGGUGCAGCACAGGGACACGUACUCAGUCUCACUCCAGCUGGCACUGGUGGCUAGGGAUGUCGACCUGGACAAGGUGGCAUGGACCUGCAAUGGCCCGACUCUGGGGCUUCUGCUGGCUGGUUGUGGGCUUCUGGAGGGCCGCUCUCGCCUGUCCCAUGUCCUGCAAAUGCAGCACCUCUCGGAUCUGGUGCAGCGACCCUACUCCUGGCAUCGUGGCAUUUCCAAGAUUGGAGCCUAGCAGUGCAGACCCUGAGAACAUCACCGAAAUUUACAUUGCAAAUCAGAAAAGAUUAGAAAUCAUCAACGAAGAUGAUGUUGAAGCUUACGCAGGACUGAAAAAUCUGACAAUUGUGGAUUCCGGAUUAAAAUUUGUGGCUCAUAGAGCAUUUCUGAAAAACAGCAACUUGCAGCACAUCAAUUUUACCCGAAAUAAACUGACGAGUUUGUCUAGGAAACAUUUCCGUCACCUUGACUUGUCUGAGCUGAUCUUGGUGGGCAAUCCAUUUAUGUGCUCCUGUGAUAUUAUGUGGAUCAAGACUUUUCAGGAGACUAAAUCCAGUCCAGAAACUCAGGAUCUGUACUGCCUAAAUGAAAGCAGCAAGAAUAUCCCUCUGGCAAACCUGCAGAUACCCAAUUGUGGUUUGCCGUCAGCAAAUUUGGCUGCGCCGAACCUCACUGUGGAGGAAGGAAAGUCUAUCACAUUAUCUUGUAGUGUUGAGGGAGAUCCAGUUCCGAAUUUGUACUGGGAUGUCGGUAAUCUGGUUUCCAAACAUAUGAAUGAAACAAGCCACACACAGGGCUCCUUAAGGAUAACUAACAUUUCAUCCGAUGACAGUGGAAAGCAAAUCUCUUGUGUGGCAGAAAAUCUUGUAGGAGAAGAUCAAGAUUCUGUGAACCUCACUGUGCAUUUUGCGCCAACUAUCACAUUUCUCGAAUCUCCAACCUCAGACCACCACUGGUGCAUUCCAUUCACUGUGAAAGGGAACCCCAAACCGGCGCUUCAGUGGUUCUAUAAUGGGGCAAUACUGAAUGAGUCCAAAUACAUCUGUACUAAAAUCCAUGUUACCAAUCACACGGAGUACCACGGCUGCCUCCAGCUGGAUAAUCCCACCCACAUGAACAAUGGGGACUACAAGUUAGUAGCCAAGAACGAGUAUGGGAAGGAUGAGAAGCAGAUUUCUGCUCACUUCAUGGGCUGGCCUGGAAUUGAUGGUGGUGCAGACCCAAACUAUCCUGAUGCUAUGUAUGAAGAUUAUGGGACUACAACAAAUAAUAUCGAGGACACCACAAACAGAAGUAAUGAAAUUCUUUCCACAAAUUCUACUAACAAAACUCGUCGGGAGCAUCUCUCGGUCUAUGCUGUGGUGGUGAUUGCAUCCGUAGUGGGAUUUUGUUUGCUGGUAAUGCUGUUUCUGCUGAAGUUGGCAAGACACUCCAAGUUUGGCAUGAAAGAUUUCUCAUGGUUUGGAUUUGGGAAAGUAAAAUCAAGACAAGGUGUUGGCCCAGCUUCAGUUAUCAGCAAUGAUGACGACUCUGCCAGCCCACUUCACCAUAUCUCCAAUGGGAGUAAUACCCCAUCGUCUUCAGAAGGCGGCCCUGAUGCCGUCAUCAUUGGAAUGACCAAGAUCCCUGUCAUUGAAAAUCCCCAGUACUUUGGCAUCACCAACAGUCAGCUCAAGCCAGACACAUUUGUUCAGCACAUCAAGCGACAUAACAUUGUUCUGAAAAGGGAGCUAGGCGAAGGAGCCUUUGGAAAAGUUUUCCUAGCUGAAUGCUAUAACCUCUGUCCUGAGCAGGACAAGAUCUUGGUGGCAGUGAAGACGCUGAAGGAUGCUAGUGACAACGCACGCAAGGACUUCCACCGUGAGGCCGAGCUGCUGACCAACCUCCAGCAUGAGCACAUUGUCAAGUUCUACGGCGUCUGUGUGGAGGGCGACCCACUCAUCAUGGUCUUCGAGUACAUGAAGCAUGGGGACCUCAACAAGUUCCUCAGGGCACACGGACCUGACGCCGUGCUGAUGGCGGAGGGCAACCCGCCGACAGAGCUGACGCAGUCACAGAUGCUGCACAUUGCCCAGCAAAUCGCAGCGGGCAUGGUCUACCUGGCGUCUCAGCACUUCGUGCACCGAGACCUGGCCACCCGGAACUGCCUGGUCGGCGAGAACCUCCUGGUGAAAAUCGGGGACUUCGGCAUGUCCCGGGACGUGUACAGCACUGACUACUACAGGGUUGGUGGCCAUACAAUGUUGCCCAUUCGCUGGAUGCCUCCGGAAAGCAUCAUGUACAGGAAGUUCACCACAGAAAGUGAUGUCUGGAGCCUGGGGGUCGUGUUGUGGGAAAUCUUCACAUAUGGCAAACAGCCCUGGUACCAGCUGUCUAACAAUGAGGUGAUAGAAUGCAUCACUCAGGGCCGAGUCUUGCAGCGACCUCGAACAUGCCCCCAGGAAGUCUACGAGUUGAUGCUGGGGUGUUGGCAGCGAGAGCCCCACAUGAGGAAGAACAUCAAGGGCAUCUAUACCCUCCUUCAGAACUUGGCCAAGGCAUCUCCAGUCUACCUGGAUAUUCUAGGCUAGGGCCCUUUCCCGCAGACCAAUCCUUCCCAAAGCACCUCCUCAGAUGGGCCGAGAGAGUGAAUGUCUUUUAACCGCUGCUGGAUGCCAUCAAUCUGCUGUUCUCUACUCUGACAGUAUUAACAACAAAGACACCAAGAAGCUUUCAGAGGGAAGCAAUGUGUACUUCUCCAUCCGUAGACACAGUAUGGACUCCUUUUUGGCAUUAUCUCUUUCUCUCUUUCCAUCUCCCUGGGUUUGUUCUCUAGUUUUUGUUCUCUUUUUGUUUGUUUCUCUUUUUUUGUCUUCCCUGCUUCACAGUUCUUACCCUUUCUUUUUAAUCAAUCUGGCUUCUGCAUUACUCUUAACUCUGCAUAGACAAAGGCCUUAACAAACCUAAUUUGUUAUAUCAGCAGACACUCCAGUUUGCCCACCACAACUAACAAUGCCUUGUUGUAUUCCUGCCUUUGAUGUGGAUGAAAAAAAGGGAAAACCAAUAUUUGACUUAAACUCUGUCACUUCUGCUGUACAGACAUCGAGAGUUUCUAUGGAUUCGCUUCUAUUUAUUUAUUAUUAUUAUUGUUCUUAUUGUUUUUGGAUGGCUUAAGCCUGUGUAUGAAAAAGGAAAACUUGUGUUCAAUCUGGGAAGCCCUUUAAUUAUGGGAGAUUAAAACCAGAGAGAAAGAAGAUUUAUUAUAAACCGCAAUAUGAGAGGAACAAAGACAACCAUUGGGAUCAGCUGGCAUCAGUCCCUGCUUAGGAAAAACCCAGCAACUGUUAGCUGGGAGGAAUGUAUUUGGCACCUUCCCUUGAGGAUCGUUCUGAGGAGUAAAAAGACUGUUGAACUCUGUGGCAUCGACUAUUCAUUUCCCAUCAUCAGAAACUCUAGAGUAUAGUAGAGAGAAAAGAUGGCUUCUGCGAGACACAAGAUGGUACGUCACAUGCUCAGACAGUCUUGUCUUUGUAGAUCAUGGUCAUAGCACUGGGUUGUUGUCCAAGUGUUAUCCAAUGAUCCUUUGUCAAGUUCUCUUAAAAAUAGGUGGAUUCUUGUCUAGAGAUCAUUUCAGGGUUGGGUAGGAAAGCCAAGCACUUGGAAAAGAUAGGACAAGCUAUACAUUCAGAGACAAGCUUCUCUUAUAUUGAACUUUUCAGAUAGCACUUCCCUCCAACC
This is a messenger RNA of Phyllostomus hastatus (greater spear-nosed bat), 4492 nucleotides long. RefSeq names its product neurotrophic receptor tyrosine kinase 2 (gene NTRK2). Gene Ontology annotation, biological process: regulation of phosphatidylinositol 3-kinase/protein kinase B signal transduction; trans-synaptic signaling by neuropeptide, modulating synaptic transmission; protein phosphorylation. Lineage: Eukaryota; Metazoa; Chordata; Mammalia; Chiroptera; Phyllostomidae. The transcript has 20 exons. The coding region runs from base 829 to 3345 and encodes 838 amino acids. The record is from RefSeq and is a predicted model, not a curated record. Gene Ontology annotation, cellular component: signaling receptor complex; plasma membrane; axon. Gene Ontology annotation, molecular function: ATP binding; brain-derived neurotrophic factor receptor activity; brain-derived neurotrophic factor binding.